Messenger RNA from Dipodomys spectabilis (banner-tailed kangaroo rat), 786 nucleotides. Its product is annotated as motile sperm domain-containing protein 3-like. Gene Ontology annotation, cellular component: cytoplasm. The transcript has a single exon. NCBI's taxonomy places the organism in Eukaryota, Metazoa, Chordata, Mammalia, Rodentia, Heteromyidae. The record is from RefSeq and is a predicted model, not a curated record. Bases 1 to 786 code for a protein of 261 amino acids.
AUGCACCGCGGGGCGCCCCAGGACCAGGAGCUGGUGGGUCCAGGGGCCCCUGGGUGGGGGUCCCGGGGCACCCCUCCUCACUCAGGACCUCUGGUCCCGGUGCUCGUCUUUCCACCGGAUCUAGUAUUCAGAGCGGAUCAAAGGAGCGGACCCCGACAGCUGCUGACCCUCUACAACCCCACGGAAACUGUGCUCCGCUUCCGAGUUCUGUGCACAGCACCUGCCAAAUCUACGGUGUUUGACGCAGAAGGGUGCGUAAAGCCUCAGUCCUGCAUUGACAUUGUGAUUCGCCAUGUGGCCCCCAUUCCCAGCCACUGUGAUGUCCUGGAUGGCUUCCGCAUUGAGUUGUCCGAGGAAGGGGCUGAGGGCCCAGUGGUGGGACCGAAGGACAUCACCUGCGUACUGAGGGCCCCAGCGCACCUUCUUGAGCUUCAAGGACAGCCUGAGCCAGCAGCCCACCCAGGACCACCUGCCUGGACAGCACCACUGCCCACCAGACAGUUACAAGACAACUCCCACCAGCAACUGGCCACCAGCUCCUUCCUGCUCUUCUUGCUGACGGGCAUCGUCUCUGUGGCCUUCCUGCUGCUCUCACUCCAGGAUGAACUGGGCAGCCAGCUGCCACAAGUCCUCCAUGUCUUCUUGGGACAGAAAUUAGUGGCAGCCUAUGUGUUAGGCCUCCUUACCUGGUGUUCCUCCGGACCUGAACUCCAUGCCCAACCCCAGCCCAUCUCUCUCCUCCCCAGGCAGGGACCUGAGGUGGCUCAUACCUUACCUCUGGGUUAG